AAUAUUUGAGUGCAAGUUACGACCGUCAUAAUUUGCACACAAACUUUGAUCAAAGAUAUUUCUUUUUUUUUUUCGUCUCGGUGUUAUUUAUUUUUUGCCACCCCCUUUGCUAACUUUGAUAUCCUUGGACAUAAAAAGAAUUCGAAAUAUGUAUCAGCCUAAUUAGAAAAUUUAAACUAGCACAAUUCAUCAAACCGUGAGCUGGAACAGAUAAAAUUAAAAUUCUCGCGACCAUUCACUCCAGCAUUACCACCUCCUCAUCAAAGCCAAGCUCUCCUAUACGAAAAGGUAAAUCGCUCGAAAACAUGCCUUCCACUCGCGCACACACAUAACAAAUUUCACAAGAUAUGGAGUCACAAGCAAGAAGGAGGCGGCAAAAAUUCGCUUCGGCUGAUAAAGCCGGUGUGUUUUUCGAAGAGGAACGCAUUGGUGCGAGUGUUUGCCAAGGCAAUGCAAAUCCAACUUCGCAUACAGAAAGUUGUUCAGUCACUUUUUUCCUGCUGCCCCAGUUGGGGUCACUCUUGUUGUUUACUGCGCAAAAUCGAAAAAUGGGUCUCGCUAGCACCGCCGGCUUGGCACAGGACCGCAGAGACAUGCCAGACAACACCAGCGUUCAUUCGGCCAGUAUCACCGAAGUACACGAGAUGCCGAUGGCCGUCAUCAAUCGUCCCAUACAACCGGUACUGGACGAAGCCAAGGUGCACUCGCUAAUGGACUCAAUUCGGGAUCCAAACCAGAUGGAUAGCGUGCCACCGAUCGAUGUCCUCUGGAUUGAGGGAAGCGAAGGUGGUAACUACUAUUACAGCUUCGGCGGUUGUCAUCGUUUCGAAGCGCACAAACGUCUUGGCAAACCGACCAUCACGGCCAAGCUGGUCCGAUCGUCACUAGCGGACUUGCAGCACUACCUGGGCGCCAGCUGUCCGAAGCAGCUGAAGUAGCCACGUCACUCAGUCAUUCAUUUAUAAGGAAUUCGUUAAACCACUUAAUCUUCUUACUAGGUUGUUAUAAUUUUACGAAAAAAACUAACUCAAAAUAUAUAUUUACAUCUCCUUCGUGCAACUGGCGGAUUAUUUUAUU
Molecule: messenger RNA, 1077 nt
Organism: Wyeomyia smithii (pitcher-plant mosquito)
Lineage: Eukaryota; Metazoa; Arthropoda; Insecta; Diptera; Culicidae
Gene: Srx
Product: putative sulfiredoxin
Exons: 2
Coding region: 348-938 (196 amino acids)
Biological process (GO): cellular response to oxidative stress
Cellular component (GO): cytoplasm
Molecular function (GO): sulfiredoxin activity
Source: RefSeq, a predicted model, not a curated record